GCCCGGCGCCCGCGCGCUGCGCCUCCCGUUCCUGUCCGAGCCGCCGCUCGCUCCCGCUUCUGAGAUCCCCGCGGCGCUCCCGGCGGCAGCGGCCAGCUUCGCAGGAAAAGGCCCAGGUGUAAAGGCGAAGAAAGGAUUGGACACAUUGCCGCAGGAAGUGAGUGAUCUGUUUAAACAAAGAGAUGUCGGCUUAUUUAUAGGAAUUGCUUGAAGUCAGAGUCAUGGUGGAUGUAGGAAAGUGGCCAAUCUUCACUCUGCUCUCACCUCAAGAAAUUGCGUCUAUUCGGAAAGCAUGUGUCUUUGGCACCUCAGCCAAUGAAGCACUGUAUGUUACUGAUAAUGAUGAGGUCUUUGUAUUUGGACUGAACUAUAGUAACUGCCUAGGAACUGGAGAUAACCAGAGUACAAUUGUACCCAAAAAGUUAGAAGCCUUAUGUGGAAAGAAGAUUAAAAGCCUUAGUUAUGGGAGUGGUCCACAUGUUCUUCUCAGCACUGAAGAUGGAGUGGUUUAUGCCUGGGGCCACAAUGGAUACAGCCAGCUUGGGAACGGGACGACCAACCAAGGUGUUGCUCCCAUCCAAGUCUGUACCAAUCUCUUGAUCAAGCAAGUGGUUGAAGUGGCUUGUGGUUCACAUCAUUCAAUGGCUCUGGCAGCUGAUGGAGAAGUAUUUGCUUGGGGCUAUAACAACUGUGGCCAAGUGGGAUCAGGAUCUACAGCCAAUCAACCAACUCCUCGAAAAGUUACAAACUGUUUACAUAUUAAGAGGGUGGUUGGCAUUGCCUGUGGUCAGACCUCCUCCAUGGCUGUUCUAGACAAUGGCGAGGUAUAUGGCUGGGGCUACAAUGGCAACGGUCAGCUGGGCUUGGGAAACAAUGGCAAUCAGCUGACCCCUGUGAGAGUGGCAGCUUUACACAGUGUGUGCGUGAACCAGAUUGUCUGUGGCUAUGCACAUACUCUAGCACUAACAGACGAGGGCUUGCUCUAUGCCUGGGGAGCUAACACAUAUGGGCAGCUGGGAACUGGCAAUAAAAAUAACCUGCUAAGUCCAGCACACAUCAUGGUGGAGAAAGAAAGGGUAGUAGAGAUUGCAGCCUGUCACUCUGCCCACACAUCUGCCGCCAAGACCCAAGGUGGAAACGUGUACAUGUGGGGCCAGUGCCGGGGCCAGUCGGUGAUCCUACCUCACCUCACCCACUUCUCCUGCACGGAUGAUGUAUUCGCCUGCUUUGCCACCCCCGCCGUCACGUGGCGCCUUCUGUCUGUAGAGCAUGAAGACUUUUUAACAGUUGCAGAGUCACUGAAGAAAGAAUUUGAUAGUCCAGAAACUGCUGAUCUGAAGUUUCGAGUCGAUGGGAAAUAUAUUCAUGUCCAUAAAGCUGUUUUGAAAAUCAGGUGUGAACACUUUCGAUCUAUGUUCCAGUCUUACUGGAAUGAGGACAUGAAGGAGGUGAUAGAAAUAGACCAGUUUUCCUACCCCGUGUAUCGUGCCUUCCUCCAGUACCUCUACACAGACACAGUGGAUCUGUCUCCUGAAGACGCCAUAGGUCUUUUGGAUUUGGCAACAUCUUACUGUGAAAACAGAUUGAAAAAGCUCUGUCAGCACAUUAUCAAGAGAGGAAUUACUGUGGAGAAUGCCUUUUCAUUAUUCUCUGCUGCGGUCAGAUAUGAUGCAGAGGAUUUAGAAGAAUUCUGCUUUAAGUUUUGCAUCAAUCAUUUGACAGAAGUUACACAGACUGCAGCAUUUUGGCAAAUGGAUGGCCCUCUGCUAAAGGAGUUCAUUGCUAAAGCCAGUAAAUGUGGAGCCUUUAAGAACUGAAGCACAAGCUGCUGGGUUUGUGAGUGCUCAGGGGCACUGCUGAUGCUGUGCCCAGUGUGUGCUCUACGGGUGAUGUAAUUCUGCAGGUAAAAAACUAUCAGGUUUUUUUUUUUUCCCCACAUCUGUGACACAGUCUCUGUGUAGGAAUACAUGAAGGAUGUAACGGCUUUUCUUGAGCCCAUUUUAAACAACUCUUGUUUGCAGAUAUGUAUAUUUUAAAUGUGACCUUUCUUAUAUUUGGCCUGGAACAUUGUAACAAGUUUAGCUGUUUUUUGUUUUUGAUUAGAGGAACUUCUGAACAUGGAUAGGGGAAGUUGGUAAUUACCCUCCUGGGCCACGCAUCAAGGAUGUUUUGAUACCAGAAAUUGUAAUAGUUUGUGAAUUGUGAGAUAAACUUAGAGGCCCUACCAUGAAUUAAAGAUGCUGGAAGUGCUGCAUUAGUUGCUAGUUCAGGAUCCUUACUGUGAAGGAAUAGUUAAGAUUGUUUGAGGCUUUUGUUUGUGUGCUUGUGCUAUCGAUGACUUUUUUUUUAAUUUCAAGGUAUAUCAAAGUAAUAUUCAGUUUAACGUAAGUUAAAACUAUUAAAAUAAUUACGUAAAGAUAAAUUUCUAGGUUAGACAAGAUUUCUCUUAAGAUUUAAGUGCAUGAAGAGUAGUAAUUUUGAACUGAAAGACUCCCGCAGUGGGUAGUCAGUCAGUUCAGGGAGACCCUCCCAAGGAACAGCGAGACCACGGCUUCGGAUGCAAAAACAAGAGGUUUAUUGAACACACAGGUACCCGGGCGACUCAGUCUUUCGAAAGACUGGCGCGCC
Messenger RNA from Cynocephalus volans (Philippine flying lemur), 2628 nucleotides. It is a transcript of the gene RCBTB1, whose product is annotated as RCC1 and BTB domain containing protein 1. The record is from RefSeq and is a predicted model, not a curated record. Bases 222 to 1817 code for a protein of 531 amino acids. Lineage: Eukaryota; Metazoa; Chordata; Mammalia; Dermoptera; Cynocephalidae. Gene Ontology annotation, molecular function: protein binding. The transcript has 13 exons.